AUGAUGUUUUAUUACUCUAUUUUUAUACAGAUUAUACCUCCAAUACCAACAAAUCUCACAAUUGUGACAGAAUUUAUCCUCAUGGGAUGUUCUACCAACAAAAAUAUAUGCAUUUUUCAUUUAGUGCUCUUAUUUUUUAUUUACUUCUGUGCUCUGAUUGGCAAUGUUCUCAUCAUCAUGACCACAACUUUGGACCAGAAUCUCCACACCCCCAUGUACUUUUUUUGGAAAAAAUUAUCUUUUGGGGAUCUCUGACUAAUUUCAGUCACCAUUCCCAAAUCUAUUGGCAAUUCCUUGUCUCAUAGUAACUCCAUUUCAUUCACUGGCUGUGUUGCCCAGGUAUUUAUGUUGUUUUUUUCAGUGACUACAGAACUACACCUCCUGAUGGUAAUAUGCUUUGAUCGUUAUGCUGCCAUAUGCCAUCCCCUGUACUAUGAAAUCAUCAUGAACAAAGACAUGUGUGUUCAGCUGACAGCUGUAUCGUGGCUUGGUGGGGAUCUGAUUGCUCUUAUGCACACAGUUGGUACCUUCUCCUUAUCCUAUUAUGGGUCUAACAUAAUCCAUCAGUUCUUUUGUGACAUCCCCCAGUUACUGGCUAUUUCUUGCUCAGAAAAUUUAAUGAGAUAAAUUGUACCUAUUCUCAUUAGUGUGGUGUUGGAUAUCUGCUGUUUUAUUUACAUCAUAAUUUCCUGUGUGAACAUCUUUUCCACUGUGAAAAAGAUUCCAUCAACAGAAGGUCAGUCAAAAGCAUACUGUACAUGCCUUCCACAUAUGAUUGUAGUUGUAUUAUUUCUCUUCACUGGCAUCUUUGCUUAUCUGAAACCAACUUCAAGGAUUCCUUCCAUUAGUGACCUUUUAAUUUCUAUAUUCUACACAAUGGUGCCUCCAACCUUCAAUCCCAUUAUAUACAGUCUAAGAAAUAAUACCAUGAAAAUGUCACUGCAGAGAGUCCUGUCCCUCGUGGCCUCCAUAUCGGGAUCUCUGAGUCCCACGGCCACGCAUCUCCCUACCACGCCGGCGCCAACGCUGCUUUUCGGCGAUUCAGACAACCCUCGGAGCGAGAUAAACCUGCAUGCCCACAGUGAGGCGUCCCAUCAGCCCGAAAAUACGGAGGUGCACGCCCUGCCGCCACCCGGCCUUCAACUCUGCUCCGGGAACGCUCCCCUCCGCCGGAGGCCUGGCGUGGGGCGUCCUUUAUGCGCCUUUUCCUGGCGGCGGCCCAUGCCCGGUGUGAGAAAGGGUCCUGGGCCAUGGAGAGCAGGACGGUCUGCAGGGCUGCCCAACGCCGGCCAAUUCUCAGGAGAGUACUUCCCAAACCAGGACCGGUUUGGGCAGAACGCUCAUGAUAAUUGUCCGGAAAACUCCCGGCGAACUCGCUUCAGGCACUGCACAUCUGCCAGGCCGUCCCCCCGUGCCUGGCGCGGCAUUGGGAGCAAUCGCGAACGAACCCCGCUAGGAAGCCCUCUGCAAGGCAGGCUGCGGCGAGGCCAACGCCUCCUGUUGAUCCUCGGCUUGCCGGGGUCCCCUCCCUGGCGCUGUCCAAUGGGGCCGGCCGGACAGGAAGCCCGGGCUCAAAAUUUCACCUGCUUCCCAGCCCUCCGCUUCCAGGGUCCUGUCCCUCAGUGCCUCCAUCUGGGGAACCCUGAGUCUCGUGGCCUCUCCUCCCCCUCCCACACCGACGCCAACGGUGCCUUUCAACGCUUCUGA
Molecule: messenger RNA, 1707 nt
Organism: Mustela erminea (ermine)
Lineage: Eukaryota; Metazoa; Chordata; Mammalia; Carnivora; Mustelidae
Product: olfactory receptor 14A16-like
Biological process (GO): G protein-coupled receptor signaling pathway
Cellular component (GO): membrane
Molecular function (GO): olfactory receptor activity; G protein-coupled receptor activity; odorant binding
Source: RefSeq, a predicted model, not a curated record